Messenger RNA from Brassica oleracea var. oleracea, 747 nucleotides. RefSeq lists its product as uncharacterized. The record is from RefSeq and is a predicted model, not a curated record. The coding region runs from base 1 to 747 and encodes 248 amino acids. The transcript is spliced from 2 exons. Lineage: Eukaryota; Viridiplantae; Streptophyta; Magnoliopsida; Brassicales; Brassicaceae.
AUGGAUGUCUCCAAUGCAUUUCUUCACAGUGAGCUUGAUGAGGAGAUCUACAUGUCUCUUCCACAAGGUUACACGCCAGCUCCUGGUGUAACAUUACCACCUAAUCCGUCUGAAUCUGAUACAAGCUUGUUUAUCAAGUCCUCUCCUACAUCUUUCAUUGCGGUGCUUGUGUAUGUGGACGACAUUGCUAUAGCCAGCAACAAUGAUGGUGACUUGAAAGCAUUGAAGAGUCUUCUUUCUGGAGCAUUCAGGAUUAAAGAUUUGGGUCCGAUGAGAUUCUUUCUUGGCCUUGAAAUAGCUCCUUCAUCCUCGGGAAUAUCCAUUUCUCAACGCAAAUAUACUUUGGAUCUUCUUCAGGACAAUGGUCUUCUUGCUUGUAAACCUGCUUGCGUUCCAAUGGAUCCUUAUGUCCAGUUGACGACAGAGACUGGUGUCGCUCUUUCAUCUCCGCGUCCCUAUAGAAAAUUGAUUGGCAGACUUCUCUACUUGAAGAUAACUCGUCCUGAUAUUACGUUUGCGGUUCACAAGCUCAGCCAGUACCUUCAAGCUCCUACUGAUGCUCAUAUGCAAGUUGCGCUUCGUGUCCUUAAAUAUCUUAAAGCUAAUCCAGGUCAGGGUCUCUUCUAUUCCUCUACCUCUAAGCUCUGCUUGAAUGCUUUUGCUGAUGCUGAUUGGGCUACAUGCCGAGACUCGCGCAUAUCUGUUACUGGUUUCUGUGUUUAUCUUGGCACCUCUCUUAUAUGUUAG